This is a messenger RNA of Pseudogymnoascus destructans, 3163 nucleotides long. RefSeq lists its product as uncharacterized. Bases 192 to 2867 code for a protein of 891 amino acids. Lineage: Eukaryota; Fungi; Ascomycota; Leotiomycetes; Thelebolales; Thelebolaceae. The transcript has a single exon. The record is from RefSeq and is a predicted model, not a curated record.
CAUUUAUAGAAUCUCUGAUCACAACAUUUUCUCCUUUUGGCACGAAUACACGAUUAUAUACGAUUGCGAUAUCUUGAAAUCUUCUCGCCAGCUCCAUAUUGUAUCUGCCAUCUACAAGUGGGGUUGCUACACCCUCAAAGACUCGUAUUCCAACGGUUGUUCCACCAGCAAUUUUGCUGUAACCAUCAGCAAUGGCAAAGCCUACACCUUCCUACGACGACUUUGGAAUCCAUGUCGAUGGCUCCUGUCUCACUGAUUCGACAGACCUGCACGCAUCCCCAAAGAGGAACCUCUCCGACCAGACAGUUAUACACCAUGACGAAGUCCACGAGAAGACCGAACAGGACGAGCAUACGGAAGCAGUCAUCCAUGCCGCUGCACGAGCAAUUAUUACGAGCAUCGAGCAAGAUGCAUAUGACAAACAUGCUGGCUCUGCCAUUAACGACCUGAGCUACAGCGGCGUCGAUGGAUCGGACAACUGUUAUACUGAACGAUCGAAUUUAACAUAUGGAGAGGGAACCGAGAUGAGCUAUGAGGGCGACCAGGAAAAUUCAUACAACGAAGACAUUCAUGACGACCCCUACGAUGGCUCCGCUAGCUCACACCAUGAAGAUGACGUUUUCAGCCACGGCAGGAGAAGCUCCGGUGGGAGUCUCAAUUCUAGUGAUGAACAAAACACAGACGAAGAGAGGCGGUACCAGCUUACAAAGUCUGACAACAAAGCCGCACAAACAGAAAAUAGAUCCAUGCGGCAUGAUGAACAGGAGGAGGAGCUGGGCAAUGAAAUGAACAACAUACCUGAAACAAUAUCUCGGAUUCCCAGCAUGGCCUCAAACGCCUACUCUAUGCUACCAGAGCCGCUAUCUUUCUCGUCCGUAACUUCACCUCACACGCCCAGCAAAGUCCUCAACCGCCCUCCUUUCCGGACCCCAAGCUCAGUACGGGCAAUGCAGAUGUCCAGCCCGACGCCCUCAGUCUUUUCCGGCUCACCGACGUCGCGUAAGAGGGUAAACAGCUCGCGCAUAUCCACGCCAAACAGACAUCAGUCAUCACUCACGAAGCACAGAACCCCCACCAAAUUCAAAGCAAAGGAAGAGCAUCCCUUAGUUCUAUUACACGUCACUGUCCUCCCAUUAUAUUGGCAACAUGCCCAGAUAAUGGACACAGCGCCACCAGAUGUGCUAUCAAAAGACCUUCUAGCUGUACGAGAGAGCUGGAAGCUGCUACAAGACAAACUCGGCGAUACUGUGUUCGAACGAGGCGUCCUACUACCCCAUCCCCAAGAUUCAUACGAGACUCUCGAGGAGAGACUCUGUGCUGCACUCGAGCUGCCCAUGCGCCCCCGCGCCAAGAUCCUCGCCUGCGGACACUACGUCGGACCAUCGACAUCCUUCUCCGACAGCGAGCUCUCCGCAUCCGACUCCUCUGAUUCCGAGGACCUGGACUCGGAAGUGUCUACCAAGUCUCUGUGGUGCGACAUCUGCUGCCGUGAUGUUCGCUUCGGGAAGUACGAUUCGAUGCCAGGGCGGCAAAAGAAGAGUUUCAAGGUUAAGCUGUUUGCGUCGAAUGGACUUAUGGGCGCUGGUGCGUGGGCGGCGUGUUGGAGGGAGAUGGAGAGGGUGGAUGUGGAGAUUACGCCGUGGGUUGAGGCUACUGCCGCGAAAGAGAUCAAUGAGUUGACCGAAACGGUCAUGGCGCAUCAGACCCCCGACGAGGGACAUUUUGAGGAGGUUCACCAUAGUAUUAUGGAGGAGCCAGUGCCUUCUGUUAAGAUUAAAGCCCCAGAGGAGGAAAGCCAUGUCGACUUUGCCGACAUUGCGAGGAGUGAAAGAGAUGCGAUGCGGUUGAGGGAAAUAUAUGGUGAACAGGCAUCUCAAACACCGGAGCGAGUUCCCCACCCGCAACACGAUCCUCAUCCACAACACGAUCCUCAUCCACAACACGAUCCUCACCCGCAACACGAAAGGCCCUCGAGCAGACGUCCCACUGCCCGCCAUCAGCAGGACGAAUCCUUCAUCACGCUCCUUGUGGCUGCUGCCAAAGUGCUCCUGCAAGACAAGAAGAACGUCAUGAUUUUCCUGCUGAGUCUGGUCGUUCUGUUACUUGCUCUUAGGCCCGGUGGAGCGCCGCCAGUAAACAGCUUCCAGAUGCAGGAGAUGGCGAUGCAGAAGUUUGAGGCGGCGGCUGCGGCCCGCGUGGCUGCUGAUGUUGUUCAGCCGGUCGUACAGAUGGUGGCUAGGGUUGAGCAGCAGGAAAUAUACGCACCAGAGCAGGCUCCGGUGCAAGUUGUGGCUAAGGCUGAAGUUGUGGAGGAGAAAAUGGCGGUUCCUGUUCAGGUCCCUGUGCAGGAGGCGGCGUAUAUUGAGGUUGUGGAAGCGGAGGCUAAGGGUCCUGUCCCAGCUCCUGUUGAGGUACAACAAGCUGUCGAAGCGGCGUCAGUAAACGAGGAGGAAACGGUCGUUGAAGUGGCAGAGCCGGCACAGGAGGAACAAGCUUCUUCAAUUCCCGAAGAAGUUGAAGAAUCUAGCUCUGCCUCUCAGGUCGAGGCAACCGAGGAGGCUUCUGCUUCUACAGAAGUUUUCGAGGAGGCAGUGGGCGCCUCUGAGCCUGUUGUCGAAGAUGAGCAGGUCGAUCUAGCUGAGGAGGGUUCGCCUUUCUCCGCUGCCGUAGAGGAAGCAGUGGAGUCUAUCGAACCUGUCGUUGAGGGCGAAACAGUUGACGCUGAGCCAGUUGACGCUGAACCAGUUGACGUUGAACCAGUUGACGCUGAACCAGUUGAGGCCGAAUCAGUCGAGUCCGAGCCUGUGGUGCCAGAAACCGAAUCCGUCGAGCCAGUUGUUGAAGCUGCCGGGGAGCCGCAAGAAUGAGUGCGAGGAGAUUUAAGUUCAUUAUUUGCAUUGAACUGGAUAUCAUUUGAUAGUGAGCGAGCUAGCGAGCGGGCGAUUUGAUUUGACUUUUAUGUUUUACGAUGUUAAUAAGGCUGUGCGUUUGGGCAUUGGAUUGUUGUCUCGUUCCCGCAAAGGUUGGGGGUGAAAGUUGGUAUAGGGAAGGAGGAAUGGAUGGGAUGGAGAUAUGUAGGGGGGAUUGGACUUUAGAUACCUCUUAGGGCUUUAGUAGAAUAGUCAUAUUCGAAUUUACUCUAAUAUGAGCUCAUACAAUGCUA